Molecule: messenger RNA, 1020 nt
Organism: Labeo rohita (rohu)
Lineage: Eukaryota; Metazoa; Chordata; Actinopteri; Cypriniformes; Cyprinidae
Exons: 4
Coding region: 112-1020 (302 amino acids)
Source: RefSeq, a predicted model, not a curated record
CUUGAACAUUUUGGAUGUGUAGCUAAGGCACUUGUUGAAAAACAUCCUUGCCUUACAGAACCUGGCUCCACAUCUGGAUGGUAUGGAUGGAAACAUAGCAUAAAGUUCAAGAUGGGCAAUUACAGACAGAAAUUGAAAGGUGUGGGCUGCCGAGAACUGGAGGUUAAUUCUGAGAAAAGAGGUGCUGGGGAUACGCGAGGGAAGAGAAACAAAGUGAAGAAACCUAGACGUUCCGAAACAAAUUUUCUUCCAGAUCUCCCCCAGGGAAGAGACAGCAGAAGUCUUGAAGAAGAUCGAGAAAAGAUGGUCCAGGAGAUGAAAAAAACAACCCCAAACCUGGCCUACAUCGAUGAUGCAAUGAAUGCCACAUACGCACUGAGAAGACAGGAGAUCGUUGAAGAGGAGCCACCUGUGGCCGAAAUGAGAGUCAGAUGGCCUGCCCUUUUUACUGAAAGACAGAUCGCCAAGGAAUUCACCAGGCUCACUUCAAUGGACAUCAAUAAAUUCUAUGAGGGUCUGGACAGCCAUCUGCAUAAACUUCUUCAGUUAUUCCGGUUGAAGCGCUUCGAGGAAGUUCAAGACAUGACAUCCUUAAUGGAGAGUCUCGACAAGGAUGCAUCAAACCAAAGAAAGAGAGCAGCAGCUUUGCAGGGACUGCCAUGGUACAUGAAGGAAAAUCCUUCUACAUUAAUGAAGAGAUGUGAGCCAACAGAUCCUGGGGAGGACUUCAUCAAAGGAAUGGUGAUUGGAAUCCUUUUGGUUGUUGAAGAUGUGAAAGAGCCCCUUCCAGUUUCCUACAACGAUGUUGCCAUUGUCAUUGAGGAAAAGAUUGUCAUGCGUCAUCUUGAUGAUGUACCCAAUGCUUUUGUGAACCUGAUGGGCCUGCUGUACAUGCUGAACCUUGACUAUCCAAAAGAGAUGAAAUAUACUUUUGAGGUGAUUCAGCGCCUGUUCAUGGGAAUCGGGUCUGAGAUGUGCACUUCCAGGGUUCACUCUCUAAAGAAUAAACUGCUCAGUUAG